Molecule: messenger RNA, 1662 nt
Organism: Penicillium riverlandense
Lineage: Eukaryota; Fungi; Ascomycota; Eurotiomycetes; Eurotiales; Aspergillaceae
Product: sugar porter family MFS transporter
Exons: 6
Coding region: 1-1662 (553 amino acids)
Biological process (GO): carbohydrate transport; transmembrane transport
Cellular component (GO): membrane
Molecular function (GO): carbohydrate:proton symporter activity
Source: RefSeq, a predicted model, not a curated record
AUGAAGCCAUAUUUCGGGCUGCGGGGCACGAGGCUCAAUAUUGUCAUUAGCCUUGUCGCCGGUCUUGAUUUCCUGCUAUUCGGAUAUGACCAGGGUGUUAUGGGUGGACUGCUCACAUUGAACUCAUUUGUUGCCACAUUUCCUGAGAUCGACACCACCGCGGCUGGCGAGAAGGGUCUGAGUCCUGCGCAAACGUCACGCCGGUCUACCGUUCAAGGAAUCACAAUUGCCUGCUACAACCUGGGCUGCUUCUGUGGUGCAAUCCUCUGUAUCUGGGUUGGCAACUACUUGGGCCGACGCAAGACCAUCUUCACCGGCUCGAUUAUCAUGGUGAUCGGUGCCACGCUGCAAUGCACUGCUUUUUCUCUCCCACAUCUGAUCGUUGGUCGCGUUGUGACCGGUAUCGGAAACGGCAUGAACACUUCGACUGUCCCGACAUGGCAAUCGGAAUGCUCCAAGUCGCACCAUCGUGGACGACUGGUCAUGGUGGAAGGUGCUUUGAUCGCGGGUGGCAUUACCAUCAGUUACUGGUUGGAUCUCGGGUUCUCCUUCCUCGAUCCUAACUCUGUCUCGUGGCGGUUCCCGAUUGCAUUUCAGGUCUUCUUUGCGUUGAUCAUUAUGAUAUUCGUACUGCCUCUGCCAGAAUCUCCUAGAUGGUUGAUCCUGAAGGGCCGUGAGGACCGGGCAGUGGGUGUGCUGUCGGCCAUCUUGGAUCUACCCGAAAACGACCCCUACGUGCACUCGGAAUUCGCCGCUAUCAAAGAUGCUGUCCUGAUCGCCUCGGAGGUCAGCUUCCGUGAUCUUCUCACCAUGGACGAGAACCGCCACUUCCACCGUGUUGUUCUGGCCUAUGUGAACCAGAUGUUCCAGCAGAUCUCUGGUAUUAACCUCAUCACAUACUAUGCCGCCACCAUCUACGAGAAGUCCAUUGGCAUGAGCGGUCUAAUGUCCCGAAUUCUGGCAGCCUGCAAUGGAACGGAGUAUUUCCUUGCGUCGUUAAUCCCUAUUUUUAUCAUUGAGAAGGUGGGCCGUCGACAACUCAUGUUAGUUGGCGCUGCUGGCAUGUCCGUCUCUAUGGCCGUCCUCGCCGUCACCACCAGCUUCAAACACCAGACUGGGCCCGGUAUUGCAGCUGCCGUGUUCCUUUUUGUCUUCAAUACGUUCUUUGCCUGGGGCUGGCUGGGAAUGACCUGGCUAUAUCCCGCCGAGAUUGUCCCGCUCCGUAUCCGUGCCCCUGCCAACGCUCUGUCUACUUCGGGUAACUGGAUUUUCAACUUUUUGGUGGUGAUGAUCACUCCUGUGGCAUUCGACUCCAUCGGAUACAAGACCUAUAUUAUCUUUGCUGUGAUUAACGCCUUCAUCUUCCCUGUUGUCUACUUCUUCUACCCCGAGACCGCCUACCGAUCUCUGGAGGAGAUGGACACCAUCUUCCACAAGACCUCAAGCAUCUUCAACGCUGUUUCCGUUGCCCGAAACGAGCCUCACCGCUACGGCAAGCAUGGUGAACUGCUAAUCAACUACGAGGAAACCGAGGAGCACCUGCGCCGCGCCAGUUACGCCUCGGAAAAGGCUGCGCGCCGUUCCAGCCAAAAUCCUGACCUGGAGAAUGGAAAGGGCACCCAUGUUGAAGAUCACAAGGAUGACUUGUCUCAAAGCAGUUAG